Bolinopsis microptera is the source of this 3783-nucleotide messenger RNA. Its product is annotated as centrosomal protein of 85 kDa-like. The transcript is spliced from 11 exons. Gene Ontology annotation, cellular component: centrosome. Lineage: Eukaryota; Metazoa; Ctenophora; Tentaculata; Lobata; Bolinopsidae. Bases 98 to 2806 code for a protein of 902 amino acids. The record is from RefSeq and is a predicted model, not a curated record.
ACGUGAUCCACACAAUUGCUUUGAUUAACACGCUGUAUUAAACCCUGUAUAUCGGGUACUGGUUAUCUUUCUGAAUUGUUUUCACGUUGCAUGUCCGAUGUUUCCUCGCCGCAUUCCCAAUCCUCUAGGACCACGACCGGUGCGGCCCACUUGGAGGCCGACUUAUACAUUAAGGUCACACAUGACCCCUAUCACUCCAAUUCCUGUGUCUCCAGAUGAUCUUGUUCGUGGUACUCAAGCUGCUUAUAUAGCUGCUUAUGAUAACGAUAGUAUCAGACCUGUUAAACUCAGUCCCCAUUACAAGAACCUGCUUAGUAACCCUGGUAAUCACCCUAGUAAUCAGCUCAGUCACCCUAGUAACCAACUUAGCAACCCACGUGACCAGCUUAGUAACCCACGUGACAAGCUUGGUAACUGCAGUAACACAUCUGAUAAGUCUCCCAAGUGUAACCUAAAACCUGAGUUAGUGAAAUUGAAAGCUGUGACUCCCAAGGGUAAUUUAAAACCCGAGAUAGUGAAACUGAAAGCAGUGACUCCUGAAGCGAGAGUUUUUGAGGGUGACCAAGAAAACGGGAUGAAUGUGAUCAAAAGAAAGCGACAGUUUGGUGGAUCAUUGCGGUUCAAGAGGGCUAACAGCGUGCUAGUAUCUCAUCCUACGGCUGAUGAUUCUAUGCUCUCUAAGACGCGUGAUGAUAACGAUGUAACGCGUGAGAUUCCGCCGUCACGUGACAAGUCACGCAGCAACUCAUAUACUCGUGAGCAUGCGAAGUCACGUGACUCUACGGUUGCUGAUCUGAAGCGGGACAACGAGAAAAUAAACAAGAAAUACAAUACUUCCUUCUCUAAAUUCAUCAGUAAAAAUCUGACCUCCAAAAGCCGUUCUCUAGGCCGGCCUGAUCCGUUAUCUCGCAAGAACGCCAAGUUGGAUGAAAAACUCAGAACACAUAUCAAAAACAAGACAAUUUCACCCAUUAAGGCCCCGACCACUGCAACAUAUAACGUCCCCAAAUCUCUGGGUCGACCCUCUGUUCUCCCUCCAAAAGUAACUCCCUCGUUGACCAAGUCUCCCACCAGACCUCCUCAAAUAACUCUACAAUCCGCCGUAAAGCCUAAUCUACCCUCCCCCAUCAUCCACUACAACCAUCCCUCCUUUGAUGACGUCAUAAACAAGCGUGAUGACGUCAUAGGAAACGGAGCAGACUACACUAGAGACGAUAACAACGUCACAUCUUGUAUUGAUGACACUGUGUUGUAUACUCCUAUAAACCAGACCACCUUGGCCUUCCCUUCUCCACAAUCAGUAGGAAGAUCAGGGGAGGGGCAGAACGGUGACGUCAGAAAGUGGGGUAGUUGCUCCAGACUGGAGUACAACGGACAACCUGGAUACGGGCACUAUCCAGUACCUGGACAUGAGAGGACGGAGGGUGACGGUGGACCAGCAUCUUACCCUGAACCUUAUAAUAACCAGUACACAGAGCCUGCUUACAACCCCUACAACAGGAGACACAGCUCGAGUAAGAUGAGCAGUCAUAGUAAUAACUCUGACGAAGUUAUUCUCGCACAGAAAGCAGAGUUAGAAGAGAAAAACAGAGUUAUCGAAUCGUUAAAAAUGAGGAUGACUGACGGAGACUCUAAAUUAACUGAACGUGCUUAUUCCGAUAAAUCGGGGGAACAUGGUGCAGUAGCAGAAAGCCUUGAUAGCGGAAUAGACAUAAGAUCGGAGACGGGUGUUAUGAAACCACUGUUUGGAGGUCAGCGGACCAGCUCGGACGAGAGGAACGAGCUGGCUAAACUCCGUCUGUACGUGAAGCAGCUUGAAGCUAAGGUGGAUAGUGGAGUAAGCAGCAGUUAUGAGGAGGAGUCUAAAGUUGAGAACUUGCUCAAGGAUAACCAGAAGUUGAUAGACGAGAAAACAUCAAUCAGCAGGAAGUUCGCGCGGCUCCAGGAUUACCUGACAACCCUGCCCACUGUUAACGAGUACACCAAGCUACAAGAACAGUUGACGCAACUUACAGAGGAGAAUACAAACCUGCAGGAGGAACAAAAGCGGGUAACUGAAUCCUCCAAGGACGUGAAACUAAAGGAUGCAGAUAUGAAGAAGUACCAGAAGAAAUGUACGGACAUGCGGGAAUCUAUAAUGAAGCUGGAGAAGCAGAAUAACUUGCUGAAGUCCCAGAACGCAAAUCAGGCCAAGCAGGAGCUUCAGAAGGUGGAGCUGGAAAAAUCGAAGAUGGAGAAGAAAAUGGAGCAGCUGAAAAAGGAGAUCUCUGUUUUGUCUGAGCAGAAAGAAAGCACGAAGAGUUUAGUAGGGGGAUACUACGAGAAAUUUAACAACGAGCAGGAGAAAACCAAAAUACUGACUCAAAGUUUAGAGAAUUCUGUCAACGAGGUUGAAGAUCUGAGAUCUGAACUGGACCGCAGAAUUCAUCAGGAGGAGGAAUUACAAGGGCGGAUCUCAGACUUAGAACGGGAGUUAGAGGCUGUGCUACUUAAAAUGGAGGAGUAUGAGUCCCAGGAGAACCGGGAUGUGGAGAACUCUGAGCUCCUGAUGGCGGAGUACAAUGCUGCUUUCCAGGACCUCAAUAGUGUUGUGGAGGUUUGUCAGAUGAGAGUUCAAGGUCAGCAGUUAGACAUUUCCUUGCUGCUUGGACUGGGAGCCAGUCCACGACCUUCUAACAAGGAGGAUCUUACUGUUGAGUCCCAACUCAGAAAUAUUCAGGCUCUAAGGAGCAAUAUAGAAAACAUAAGGACGUUACUUUCUGAUCUGUACGCUGAGGACAUCGGCAGUCAGUGCCCGACCCAGUGAACACUACUACCUCAUUAAUUAAUUAAUUAAUUAAUUAAUUAAUUGACGAAUCUUAGAGAGUAUGGCGACUGCAGUGAUGACGUCACGAUUAUGUAGCUAAUUUCAGAGCGUGAUUAAGUUGAGCUAGUGUUGUGAGAAAGAGUACACAGAGUUUAACCAGUUAUUUGUUACGGACGAUUGAGUCGUGCAUUACAGAACUAACUCGAGACUAACUCUUAUUUAUAGUUUAUGUAACACUCGGUUAUUUUACCAUUGUUAUAUGAGAUCGGUUUGCGAUGAUAAUUGAGCUAUUUAAGCUACAAAACUUCACAGAAAUUCAAUUACUAUAAGUAUGAUAUAUAUCAAUAGUAUAACGUUUAUUAACGUUAUUUUCAUAAUCAUUAAUAUUAUGUAUUUUAGUUGUAAACAUCGGUCGGAAAUUGCCGCAUGAGUUUCAACAAUUAAAUUUUACAGACUAACGAUGACUUGAAAUUUGUCGUCCUUUGAUGAAAUUUGUGAUAUUUGCAUUAUUAAUAUUUAUAUAUUGUCGUGUAAAUUGAAUAUCCACAAAGAUUUGAGAAGCAUGAAGAUACGGAUUAGCGCAUAAACAGCAAUUCGAUUAGAACCUGUUUCAAGUCAAAACAGUGACAUGAUGGUUUGGUGUGUAAAUUAAACAGUAUUUAAUAAUUUGUAUUCGAUAAUAAUUAUAUUUGAUUUUACGUGAUAGAAUGUGACCUUGGGAACAAGAGUGAUAUUUCUAGACUUUUGUAUUUAGAAGAGCAGUAUCCAAUCUCCAAAAUAGCGAGUAACUGACACUCAACAGGUAAUUACUAAUUACUAAUUAGACAGGUAAUUACUAAUUACUAAUUAUACAGGUAAUUACUAAUUAGCCAUGUAAUCUAGUCCUGGUCCUUGUUGUUAACUUUGACAUUUGUAUUUGUAUAUAACGGUCCUCUGGUUUAUAUUACCAGUAUUUUAAUUUCCAUACAAUAAUAAAA